Peronospora farinosa is the source of this 918-nucleotide messenger RNA. The record is from the annotation of a GenBank genome assembly. NCBI's taxonomy places the organism in Eukaryota, Oomycota, Peronosporomycetes, Peronosporales, Peronosporaceae.
AUGCUAGCGUCAAAAGUUGAUCGUUUGCUGCAGAUUGUGGCGACUCGAGGGGUUCCAAUUCCCAAGUUGUCAAAUCAAUUGCUGCCAGUUCGCAAUGUAGUGGCGUUCUCUGGAGGUGUAGACUCGUCGUUGACGGCUGCAUUGGUGUUUCAAGUAUUUCCUAUUACAAGCGCCGCAUGUAUUGGGAGAUCCGCAGCUUUGUCUUCUGUGCAAUUUCAACAAGCUCGGAAGGUGGCAUCUCACAUUGGAAUGCCACUAUGGGAGUGUCAUACAGAUGAAGCCAAAUUGGAGGCUUACGUGGCCAAUAAGGGCAAAAGUUGCUACUAUUGCAAAACAACCCUUUACUCAACGCUUAAUCAGGUGACAGAGUUUGCAUGGAAGGAAUUGCAGCAGCAAUUGGAUGUACAAGGAGAGAAGAUGAAGCCGGUGUUGUAUAAUGGCACAAAUGCUGACGAUCUCCUGGACUCUACUCGAGUGGGUUUAAUGGCGGCGUCGGAGUUUAAAGUGGUGAGUCCGUUGAGUGAGCUAACAAAGCAGGAGGUGCGAGAUAUAGCCAAGUACUUGGGACUACCGAAUUGGAAUGCUGCGGCUUCGCCGUGUUUAAGGUCGAGACUGCAGUUUGGAGUUGAGGCGACUCAGCAACAUCUGCAUCAGGUGGAAAAAGCAGAAGACUUUGUGCGAAACUUGAUCCAUCUUGAGCCACAAAUGAGUAUGCGGGUGCGCAUUCUUGCAGGCAACAAGGCUGCGGUUGAACUUGAUAAUGAAAUGCUGGAAAAAGCGGUUAUUCACUUUGACGCCAUCGAUGCUGAACUGCGACAGCUUGGGUUUGACACAGUGGAUGUUCGCGCCUUUCGCUCUGGUAGUUUGAGUGGCUUUAGUGCGAGUGCUGCGCAUGUGCAUUAUGUCCCCGUAAAAUAA